AUGACUAGACAGAAGUGCAAAAAGAAGAGUAAUAAUAAUAAUAAUAACAAAAACAACAACAAUAAUAAUAAUAAUAAGGAUGAUGAGGCUGAUGAUGGUGUUGCCAGAAAGUUCCAAGAAUUGCAACUGCAGAUCGAUCAGUUGAAGUCUCAGUUGAACGAUUAUAAAGAUGAAGUAACGCAUCUGAAAGCAUUCAUCAUCAACAGCCAGGAUGAUGAUGAAGACGAUGAUGAUAAUAAUAAUAAUAAUAAUAAUAAUAAUAAUAAUAAUAAUAAUAAUAAUAAUAAUAAUAAUAAUAACAUCUUUGAUAAAACAGCAUCAAAAUACAGUAAUCACAUUGGCGAUGAUGACGACGACGAUGAUGAUGAUUACGAUGGUGUUUAUGAUGACGACGAUGACGUCAUAAAUGACGAUGACGUCAAAAGUAGGGAUGUGCGCGGUUACGAAUUUAUAUUAUCGGCCGGUCGGAAGAAAAGAGAUGUGGAGAAUGUUCGGAGUGAUGAGAGAUCGAGUGAGAAUAGAAGCAGGGAUAAUCACCGUUCAACAUCCAUUGCACCUCCUUCCUCUUACUCUCUAGAUGGCGAUGAUUAUGCUAAUAACCCCAUAUCGUCGUCGUCAUCAUCUUGUAAGAAUUUGGCAGCCAUUCAUUUGGAAAUCUCAGAAUCUGGUCGGAGGCGAAGAAAUCUUUCCACAGAACAGUCAACCACCCUCUCCAACUGGGAGGUUCCGAGCCAAGGUUUUGCGUCAGAAAACACAGCGGAUCAUUUCAAAUUCAACAGAGAUGGCGAAACGAAAGAGUUAGUGGUGAAGAAGAGAGGAGUGUAUUUUGUGUAUGGACAGAUAAUGUUCUACAACCUGGCCGACCGGAACAUCUUCUCGAUUUACAUCGGGGGCAGAGAGUUCAUCAGGUGUGUCCAAGGGGUGGACUACGAAAUAGGCCAGAAAAAAUACAAAACGUGCUACACGGCUGGAGUCGUUUACAUCGGGGAGGGUGAGAAGGUCAGCCUGCAAAAUCUCUACAACUAUGAAAUCGACGCCAAAAAAACUUCAAAUUUUUUCGGCCUGAUCAAGUUAUCUGAUUUUUGA
Molecule: messenger RNA, 1086 nt
Organism: Helobdella robusta
Lineage: Eukaryota; Metazoa; Annelida; Clitellata; Rhynchobdellida; Glossiphoniidae
Exons: 7
Coding region: 1-1086 (361 amino acids)
Biological process (GO): immune response
Cellular component (GO): membrane
Molecular function (GO): tumor necrosis factor receptor binding; receptor ligand activity
Source: RefSeq, a predicted model, not a curated record